This is a messenger RNA of Culex pipiens pallens (northern house mosquito), 2094 nucleotides long. RefSeq names its product CLIP domain-containing serine protease B15-like. Gene Ontology annotation, biological process: proteolysis. Gene Ontology annotation, molecular function: serine-type endopeptidase activity. Bases 437 to 1957 code for a protein of 506 amino acids. The transcript has 3 exons. Lineage: Eukaryota; Metazoa; Arthropoda; Insecta; Diptera; Culicidae. The record is from RefSeq and is a predicted model, not a curated record.
CGCGUGAGGAUCGUUUCGGGUUGUUGGACGUCGUACAUUGAAAGCGUCGCGGGUGUGGGUUACAUCUUUGCAUACGAGGGAGAUUAAUCAAGCGCGCCAGAGAGAGUGAGGGAGAUGCUGCUACACCUGUGAACUUGAAUUGGAGGAACAAUAAUUAAGAAAAAUGUUGAUUGGAUCAGCGUUCACAUGCUAUGCUUAAUUAGCGUAUAUGGAGAUAGUGUAACACGACACGGUUUGGAACGGCUUGCGGUUUCGUGGACAGCUCAGGCCUUCGGGACCUGUGAAUUGCUUGGAUAAACAGACGUCCCCGGGUGGGGAAGAAGCAUCCGCUACCAACUAAACCGGUUCCUCAACAACAACAACAACAAAACGGUCUUCUUUAGUGAGGAGCUUGGCUAGGACAAAAACUUCUCCGAAAGUUCCAGGAAAUAGCACAAUGAGUCAAUAUCUGAAGAAUUACAGCCCAGUAGCAGAUUACCUGUGCUUCAUUAUUUGGCUUAUCGUACUACGAGUUGCCCACUGUCAGUAUCUGCAGUCUCCGUGUCCGGACACCUUCACCUACCAGGCGGACCCCAGCACAAACCAAAUAUUCGGCUACAUCGAGAUCAACAACAUCCAGGUCGGCCAGGUGGCAAAACUCAACGUUGAUCUGUCCAUCGGAACGCAACUUCCGUCGCAAAAUGUCGGUUCCAUCACGCUAAUCAAAUCCCGUGAAGCCACGUUCAACGACAUCGUCCGCGGUGAACCGGCCCAAUAUCGGGUAAACUUCCCGCUACAGAACAUUCUCCCCACCGUCCUGAACAUCGCCCUCAACGGGCAGACCAUCUGCACAGGUCAUCGCGCCCAGGGCAGGAUCGUAACAACCAUAAACUUGGAGCACACGUUGUACACGCAACUCGCCAACAAUGGUCAAAACGGUGGAGGAUUCCAAAUGUUCCCGCAACGUCCCAUCUACCAGCCUCAACCUCAACCCCAACCCCAGCAGCCAUUCCCAGCACAAACGAGACCAACCUGGAACAACGAACCGCAAACCACUCCUCCGCGGGUCGUACAGCCCCGGCCAACGCAACCACAACGUCCCCGGACGACUACGGCGCAAGUGUUCCGACCACAACCUGUCGCCACGACCGAGACACCACCGGCCCAACAAUCGACGAGCAGCUUCACAUGUGGUCGUCCCUCGAGUGCGUUCCUGAACCGCCUCUCGAUCAACGGAGAGCUGGUGGAAAAGGGUCAGUUCCCGUGGAUAGUGCCCCUGUUCGAUCAGAUCCAGCCGCGCAAUCCCAAGUACACCUGCGGCAGCACGAUCAUCACCAAUCGGUACCUCAUCACGGCCGCUCACUGCGUGUACGAAAUCGACGAAUUCAUACGACCCGAGCGUCUGAUAGCGGUGCCCGGGAUGUACAACAAGGACAACUUCUUCGACGAGAACGCCAAGAUCGUCAACAUUGAGAAGAUCAUCCCGAACGAUGAGUACGUCCAGGAAGACGACCUGAACGAUGCGGACGUAGCCGUGCUCCGGAUGGCGAUCACCCUGACCUUUACCGAGUUCAUCAUCCCGGUGUGCCCGUGGCAGGGAGAAAAUGAUCUGAGCAAAAUCGUCGGACAGCAAGGUCUUGUGGCCGGCUGGGGUGUAACGGAACUGGGCAGCACGACAUCCACGCCAACCUACAUCAAGUCGAAGAUCGUGGAUAAGCGCCAGUGCGUCAACAACCUGCAGCGGAUGUACUCGAGCAAUGCGAGGAUAUUCUGCGGUGACGGGGAAGGUUCCGUACCGUGCAACGGAGACUCCGGCAGUGGGUUGGUGAUCAAGCGGGGCAAUCAGUACUACCUGCGGGGGGUCGUUUCCAAGGGUUUGGUGGAUCCAAACACGCUCAAGUGUGACGCCAGCAAGUACGCGAUCUACACCGAUAUUGCGCUGUUCCGAUUCUGGUUGCGGCAAGUUACGCAGAACUAGUCCAGUGCGAUGUGAAGGAGAAUAACCGAACAAGACUUUUCGCAGCAAUCUCGUGUUAGACACUCAGCUGUUUUCCGGUUGGCACUUUUUAAUGUAAGCUUAACUUAUUAGAUCGAAUAAACCAAUAUUAUUUACAA